Molecule: messenger RNA, 2815 nt
Organism: Cydia fagiglandana
Lineage: Eukaryota; Metazoa; Arthropoda; Insecta; Lepidoptera; Tortricidae
Gene: Sam-S
Product: S-adenosylmethionine synthase
Exons: 10
Coding region: 224-1435 (403 amino acids)
Biological process (GO): S-adenosylmethionine biosynthetic process
Cellular component (GO): cytosol
Molecular function (GO): ATP binding; methionine adenosyltransferase activity
Source: RefSeq, a predicted model, not a curated record
AACAUUUCAUAAAAGUCAAAACAAACCAUUUUGGCCAAUAACAACGCUUGAAUCUGUCAGCUGUACUAAGCGCGUCAUCGCUUCUUAUUGGUCAUUAUUUGCGUCUCUGUCGCGCCGCUCCGACCUUAUAAAUAUCAGCGCGAACUCGCGCCGGACCUCUUUUCCACAGUGUUAAUUCAGGGGGUUUUAGUCGGGUUAUUUUGUGAGCUAACUCUUAUUCAGAAUGCCGGAAACUUCAAAAAUGAAUGGAUACACAAAAACUAACGGACACAGUUAUGAUAUGGAAGAUGGAUCAGUGUUCCUUUUCACCUCCGAAUCGGUUGGUGAGGGUCAUCCAGAUAAAAUGUGCGAUCAAAUAAGUGACGCGAUACUUGACGCGCAUUUAAGACAAGAUCCGGACGCAAAAGUAGCAUGCGAAACUGUGACAAAAACUGGGAUGGUCUUGCUGUGCGGCGAAAUCACCUCUAAAGCCAAUGUAGACUAUCAGAAGGUAGUCAGAGAAACCGUCAAGCAUAUCGGCUACGAUGACUCAUCUAAAGGUUUUGAUUGGCGUACACUAAACUUAUUACUGGCUAUUGAGGAACAAAGUCCAAAUAUUGCAAAAGCAUUUGAAGAUAGAGAAGAAAUUGAUCUUGGGGCAGGAGAUCAGGGCCUAAUGUUUGGCUAUGCGACAGAUGAAACAGAAGAAUGCAUGCCACUGACAGUGGUGCUGGCACACAGACUAAACCAGAAGAUUGCAGACUUGAGACGAAAUGGAGAAUUCUGGUGGGCUCGCCCCGACUCCAAAACUCAGGUGACCUGCGAAUACAUCUUCGCCGGCGGCGCGACGGUGCCACAGAGGGUCCACACUGUCGUCGUUUCUCUACAGCACUCCGAAAAGAUAACUCUGGAGACGCUUCGAGAGGAAAUCCGUGAGAAGGUCAUCAAGGAAGUGAUCCCCGCCCAGUACCUAGACGAGAGAACCGUCGUGCACAUCAACCCUUGCGGGCUCUUCAUCAUCGGAGGACCACAGUCUGACGCGGGGCUGACGGGGCGCAAGAUCAUCGUGGACACGUACGGCGGGUGGGGCGCGCACGGCGGCGGCGCCUUCUCCGGCAAGGACUUCACCAAGGUGGACCGCUCCGCCGCCUACGCCGCGCGCUGGGUCGCCAAGUCGCUCGUCAAGGCCGGCCUCUGCCGCCGCUGCAUGGUCCAGGUGGCGUACGCCAUCGGGGUGGCGGAGCCGCUGUCCAUCACGGUGUUCGACUACGGCACGUCGCACAAGACCCAGCAGGAGCUUCUUCGCAUCGUGCAGAAGAACUUUGACCUGCGGCCCGGCAAAAUUGUCAAGGAGCUAAACCUCAGAGCGCCGAUAUACCAGAAGACCAGCACCUACGGCCACUUCGGCCGAGAGGGCUUCCCGUGGGAGAAUCCCAAGCCGCUCGUCGUAGAAUGACUUCGGACCUGAGCUCUAGAACAUUGUACAUAUUCCACCAUAUAACACUUAAUCUACGUGUGUCUUUGUAGCGAGGGCGCGGAGAUCGUACCGCUCAUGUCUCUCUAUAGAGGAUUUAUGUUUGAGCGAUUCUAAUCUCGCCUGUGGAACCCGCGUUCCAACGGCGAUGGUUACACUCGCUGGAUUCAGUGUAAUUAUUAAGUAUUCAUUAGAUUAGACACAUUAGACACGUAGGUUUAACACGGUGCCGUCAUAUCUGAAUUUGAGUUAGUUCAGGGGUUCGACCGGGCAGUUCUAUCAUUUAAGAUAACAAUAUUAAUAGUUUUGGCUUCAGGGGGCCGAUUUUUGAAGGUCGAGCGCGAAUUUCGUCACUCGUAAAUCAAGGCGUGUCCAGACGGGGACAAUUUUUCGCCAAUCUGAUUAAAUUGUCCGAUCAAAUCCGGCCAUGCGGACGCAAACGCCAAUUUGGCUUGUGGAAAACGCCAAAAUGCUAUUAUUGAGGUAGAAGCGAUAUAAAUUGGGAAUCUAGUGGUAUUGACCACCCCCCGACCCGUUUACAAUUCUAUUAGUAUAAUUUAAAUGUCUAGAAGCGGAAUUGUAUUGAACGAAAUAUGUACACGAAAUUGAACGGUCAAUAUUCAAAAAUCGGCCCCUUUGAGGAAUUUGUGAUUUAUUUUUAUGUAUCCCGUACCUAAUUGAUGAAUUAUGCCAGUGCAAACUAUGUAAUGAUUUUUAAAUGUUAUUUUAAUUACCUACUUAAAAGGUGGACUGCCUAACAAUCUCGAAUGUUUUUCAUUGUGAGCUUUAUGAUGUAAGUGCUAUGAUUGCCGGUAGAGUAGACUACUUCCCUGGUCGCGUCACAGUGUAGCGCGGGCCGACUAAGUCAGCUCUUGCUUGCUGCAAAUAUAGUUCUGCGCGGUGGCGUAUUCGCCAUUUAUUAUUAAGUUUUAGCUAUGUAAUUUAAGUGUCAGUGAACUGCCUGCUAUUAAUUCAUGAAUUAUUUUAGCCAAUUAUUGUUGGCGCGGCGUUCCGCGCAGAACGAUUUGUGUUGUGUUUCCGAAAAGGAAAGGAAAGGAGCCAUUUUGAAAACACACCGACAAGCCCAGGGCAGUAGUGCACUGUGCAUUUACCACGUUAUGAUGAUUCCGCCGGUAGGCUUAAUUAGGCGCAAUCCUAACCGUACAUUUUAUGACAUUAGAAUUUAGAAUUUUAACUAUUCGUAGGUCGGUUAGUGAGUAUUGUGGAUUAUAUACGUUUUGAUCUGUUUCGACCCGUUAAAAGUUUCUAAUUGACUUACUGUGGAAUAUCGAUUUAUCAGAUUGUGGAAUUUAAACUAAUAUUAAAAUUGUGUUCUCCCGGCACAUUAUCGGGAUUUGAAAA